Ceratitis capitata (Mediterranean fruit fly) is the source of this 617-nucleotide messenger RNA. Its product is annotated as extensin-2-like. NCBI's taxonomy places the organism in Eukaryota, Metazoa, Arthropoda, Insecta, Diptera, Tephritidae. The transcript is spliced from 2 exons. The coding region runs from base 48 to 617 and encodes 189 amino acids. The record is from RefSeq and is a predicted model, not a curated record.
CAAAUAUCGCAAAUUUGUCCAAUAAAAUAGCUAAGCGAAUAUUGAAAAUGUUCAGAUCGCGUGCAACCCUUUUCAUCUGCUUCGUGCUUGCUUACACGCACGCUGUUGCUGCCGGUUAUCUGGAGCCACCGCAUCUUUUCAACUCACCACCAAACGCAGUAGCAUUCGCCGCUCCCGUACCGUGUGAUUCACCAACGCUCGACGGUUAUGGUGCAGCAGCGUUUGCCAAACCGUUGCUGUUUGCCGCUUAUCCACCCGCUAAUUAUGCGCCGUCAGUGCCACAAAUCAACUACGCUGCACCGCCUGCUUCAUUUGUUAAAUAUGCAGCACAGCCGCACAUCAAAGCCACCGCUGGUUUGCCUGUAACCACCACAUUUACGACAGCAGUUGGCUACACAGCACCGCAAGUAGCGUUUGCCUCACAAAAUAAUCCCGCUGCUUUUGUGGCACCUGCACCCAGUUAUGCUGCUCCGGUUUCAUAUGCUAAACCUCCUGCUUUCCUCGGACCAACGAGCUAUGCGGCCCCCACAUUGCUAGCAGCGCAACCAUUCCUGAGGAAAUUUCGUAUUCCUUUCUCCACUGGAGGAAACGUAUACGCCCAGGCUGCUGCGUGGUAG